UUGAAUAAAAAGCUGACGUUGUUUUCAACAUAGUGUAUUUUUGUCCGUUGUGACGCCACCGGUGGGUUGUGUUGAAGCGACUGUUUACACUGAUUUUACAGGUAUCAUAACACGAACACAAAACCUUUCCACUCGACCACAAGAUUGUUCCACUUUUUGUAAGAGAUCCACUAAAGCUAAGAGCUUUGAUUUUCAAAACUGUUCAGCAAUGAGCAGCUCUCUAGCUAGAUUCACCCAAACAGAUGAAUAGAAACUCCGACAAGAAAUUCGACAGUCGACAAUAUUCCGAUGGAAGCUUCAUUGAUGAAUCGGCUACAACCAUUAACGACACCCCCGUCCACACCCCUGACGGGGAAGAAUUAUUCUCAACUGAUUACGUGGAGAAUUUGGUCGAGUCGUUCUGGACUCGAGUGGAUGAUAAGAUCGACAAGGCGUUCCACGAGCGAGACGCAAAUAAGACGACACAGGAGGAAAUACACCAGACGAAGAAAGAAGAGGAGAAAAACGAAAAACUCGCGCUUGAUAGGUGCACUCAGUACUCAAAGUUCAACUAUCUUUUUUUCCUGGUGUUCAAGUUUAUUUUAAGGAUUUGGUCCCUACUCAAGUCGAAGAUUUGCAAUGGGUUCGAGUGCUGCUGGUCGGCAACUCGCGAAGUUCUUAUACCGCUAUUAUUUCACCGAAACUCUCACUUGUCUCUUGUCAUACUAAUUGUUCUCGACGUGGGCCUGAUAGCGCUUGUUUUACUAGAAGACUAUGGCGCCAUUGAUGGUCGAGGAAAUGAAUCUUCUUUUUAUAUUUUUCAAUGGAUAUGCUUUGGAGUACUAUUUUUUUAUUUGCUUGAGGUAUGCCUUAAGAUCCUGGCUCUUGGAAAAGAGAUUUUUACGGACAAAUUAGAGUUGUUUGAUUGUAUUCUCGUCAUUUUCUACUUCAUCGCAGAAGCUGCGCUGACAAACGCCUUCAGACGAAUAGAUGCCGUAUACCCCAAGUACUUGCACAUGGUUGUCGUACUUCGACUAUGGAGAAUGAUCCCUGUUCUUAACGAUAUGUCUUGCGUUCAAGAAGAAAUUGACCGAAUGGAAUCCCAGAGAAAACAAGAUAAAUAGCGAAGAAGAGUGACUAUUGGGACUAGGAAGAAUGCGUCUACGGGUCAACUACAUCAACAAGAUUAGAGUUAUUUCACCAGGAGAUCAUUUUGUAAAACUCGCUGAAAUGGGUAUCAUUAUUUGCGUUUGUUAAAAACGGCGUUGGUAACAACGCCGGGACAAUCAGAACCACUUGACCGGAAAGGGAUCACAGAGAAGAAAGGGAGGUCUAUGCAGCUACGGGUAUUGCUGUUGUUUUUUAUACUUUUUUCAAACCACAUGUCCCUUGCUGCUCAUAAAUGUGCCAAGUAUAGCGGUUUAUGUCGUCGGGCGAGGGUAGCACAUUCCAAAAUCCUAUAACACAAUUAUCGUGCGCCUGUAGAACAUAACUUACUGACCAUGCCAACUACACCGGAGGCGAGGGAGCGAAAACAGAAAACAAAAAGAGAGUUGACUUGAAGAAGUGAUCUGUUAAAUAGCUUCUCGGAUCUACAUUAUACAUAGUUGUGAUUCGUCGAUUGUCCUGGUGCAUAAGAACAUAAAGGCAGAAUACUAGUA
Nematostella vectensis (starlet sea anemone) is the source of this 1640-nucleotide messenger RNA. RefSeq lists its product as uncharacterized. Gene Ontology annotation, molecular function: voltage-gated proton channel activity. NCBI's taxonomy places the organism in Eukaryota, Metazoa, Cnidaria, Anthozoa, Actiniaria, Edwardsiidae. Bases 243 to 1103 code for a protein of 286 amino acids. Gene Ontology annotation, cellular component: plasma membrane. The transcript is spliced from 10 exons. Gene Ontology annotation, biological process: proton transmembrane transport. The record is from RefSeq and is a predicted model, not a curated record.